AUGAAGUUGCUCAUUUCCAUCCUUGUUGCUUUCAUGGGCCUUGCCAACGGACUCAGCCUUCACAAUAUCAAAGAAACUGGCAUUGCUGCUCAGAAAGAUCGUAUUCGCCGUGACCUUGAUAAUUACGACGAAGACUCUGAUGAUGAUGAUGAUGACUACGAUGUUGACAUUUUUGACAUUGCCGACUUCGACUCGCUCGAUAUGCUUCCAAUGGACGAUGAAGAUGAUGGAGAAGACGAUUCCGAUGAUGAUCUCGAUUUUGACGACUCCUACGAUGACAGCGAUGACAACGAGGAAAUCGAAGAUUACGACGUCUUUGAAGACUUCGAAGACUCCGACGAGGAAGAUGAAGUUCUCGAUGAGAAAGCCUUUGUCCUCACUUCCGAAACAUCUGAAAUAUACUUGGAGCCGUACAGUUUUGUCAGACACCCGAAGUUUAUUGAAGCAACAGGAGAUUCAGAACAACCGCAAACUUCUUUUGGAAAACUAGACUACCAGCGCCAUGGAACUAGGAAUUUACGUCCUUGGUCAAGAAAAAUCCCGCCACUUCUGACUCCGCCAGAAAAUCUCUUCAAAGAUAAUACCUGCGCUUGUGGAAAGUACGAUUAUUCAAAAAUCGUCUCGAACAAAGAAGAGCAUCUAAAAGACUUUGAAAAUUGGAAGCGUGAUAAUUACUACGAUAUUGUCAAGCCAGAAGCUAUUCUUACAAAAUCAUUUCUCCCUGUCGAAUUUGUUAGCAGCGGAUACAAAGUGGAACCAGACGAAUCCGUUUUGCUCAAAAUUCGAAUCGACGCGGAAGAUGACAUCAAGAUUUUUUGCACUUUUUCAACUCGUUAUGGCGACAUCAUUCCUUCUGACUCUUACUCAGCCCCGAUACAAUCUCGAACGAUGGAAAUGACAGUAGCUGGGUUCAACGGCGCAAUGCUCAGAUACAUUCCAAACACUUACGACGCCAGAAAACUCGAAGAUCUUGUUCAGCUGAAAAUUAGCGGAUCCGAGUUGGAUUUUGAGAUUUCCUUUCCAGUAACAAUCGAGCGGAUGAAAAUGCCAGUUCUGAACCAUCGUCCAACUUUGGACAUCGCGAAGAGAGUCACCAUUGUUACAAAAACUUUUCUCAGAUAUCCAUGUGUUGAGCGAUUAAUCAAGUCCGUCGAAAAAUUCUAUCCUGGAAUAACAAUCAUCGUCGCCGACGACAACCCAGAUAGCAAUUUCAAAACACUUAGGAGCAAAUCAAUCACGGUGAAGCAAUACAAAAUGCCAGAAGCAGAGGGUUGGUUCGCAGGCCGAGCGCUUGGAGCAUCACAAGUUCGAACGCAGUUUUAUCUUUGGGUCGAUGACGACUUUGUUUUGAACGAAGAAACAGAUCUUCAACACAUGGUCGAUGUUGCGGAAGAAAGCGGAUUCGACAUCAUUGGUGGUGCUCUGAACAAGAGAUAUCAAAGUGGUUGGGCUAGGGAAAGUCAUCUUGACCUCCGCCCAUCAGAAAAUGGCUUCUGUUUCAGCCGACAGGCUUAUAAAAAUUUCGCACUUCCGGGUUUCGAAAAUGAAUGCAAAGUCGUCGAUGUCAUUUCAAACUUCUUCCUCGCCCGAACAACUACAUCAGGCAAAAUAAGAUAUGAUCCUGAAUUCACAAACAAAGGACAUCGUGAAUUUUUCGUCGACUCGAUUGGGCACUUACGAAUCGCCUGGUGCUCGAAGUCGAUGAUUUUGCAUAAACCGAAUUGCACGCCAAGAAAUACUCAGAAUAAUUACAUGGCUGCGCGGUGGAAAUCGCUCGAACAAGGAUAUGAAACUUACCUAGAAGAACUUUGGUAUUAUCGAAGCCAUAUAAAAUGCUCAACAGAAGAUGCUUAG
This is a messenger RNA of Oikopleura dioica, 1854 nucleotides long. Lineage: Eukaryota; Metazoa; Chordata; Appendicularia; Copelata; Oikopleuridae. The record is from the annotation of a GenBank genome assembly.